Suillus subaureus is the source of this 1368-nucleotide messenger RNA. RefSeq names its product L-Aspartase-like protein. Gene Ontology annotation, molecular function: catalytic activity. The record is from RefSeq and is a predicted model, not a curated record. Bases 1 to 1368 code for a protein of 455 amino acids. Lineage: Eukaryota; Fungi; Basidiomycota; Agaricomycetes; Boletales; Suillaceae. The transcript has 2 exons.
AUGUCGUCUGUAACUGAUUCUGUCAUCUUUAGAAACAUAUUCUCUACUCCAGCCAUCUCCUCCAUCUGGUCAGACACACAACGCACUUCCUAUUAUCUCCUCUUCGAAGCAUCCUUGGCAUCUGUCCAGGCAGAUAUCGGAAUCAUUCCUCGCCAGGCUGCCGAUGCCAUCCUCGCCUUUUGCCAUGUCACCAACAUAGACUUUGAUGAAUUAAGAAUUCAAACAGAAAAAAUAGGUUAUCCCGUCCUAGGGGUAGUCAAACAAAUAGUCCAGAAUGUAAACACUAUUCAACCUGGUCUAGGCGAAUGGGCUCACUGGGGUGCUACCACCCAGGAUGUCACCGACACCGCAACAAUCCUACAACUUCGUGAUACUCUCAGUCUUAUCUCAGAGGCGUUGGACGCUAUUACUUCGGACCUCCGCCGUCUCUGUCAAACUCACAAAGCAACCCUCAUGGCAGCUCGCAGCAACCUUCAGCAAGCCGUACCCAUGACCUUUGGCUUCAAAAUGGCCCGCCUCCUUGCCACCUUCGAACGGCACAAACAACGUCUCGCCGAAAUAAAAUCCCGUCUGCUCGUGCUCGAGUUCGGUGGCGCUGCUGGGACACUCGCCACUAUCAAAAAUGGUCGGGGUCUCGAAUGUCAAGCAGCCCUUGCCAAGAAACUGGGUCUAUCAGUCCCAGAGAUUGCAUGGCACACAGAACGUGAUCGUAUCGCCGAGGUUGGCGGCUUUUUCGCCCUUCUCACCGGUACCUGUUCCAAAUUCGCCACGGACGUCAAGCUCAUGAUGCAAACGGAAGUUGGAGAGGUCUCAGAGCCAUUCUAUCCACACCGCGGCUCCUCCUCGACGAUGCCACAGAAGCGUAAUCCCAUCUCCAGCGUGUAUAUCACUGCCAUGACCGCGACUGUCCGUCAGCUCUCUGCAGCGCUAUAUGAUGCCAUGGUUGAGGACCAUGAGCGCGCAACGGGGCCUUGGGAGAUUGAGUGGAUCGUGCUCCCGCAGAUCUGCACUCUCACGCACGCUGCAUUAUUGAAUACGUCCGAGCUCAUUACAGGUUUGGAAGUGCAUCCGAACGCCAUGAAGAGAAAUUUGGAAAUCACAAGAGGCGGCGUGGUAAGUGAGGCUGUCAUGAUGGGCCUCGCUCCAAAAUUAGGACGACAGUUUGCACAUAAUUUGAUUUACGAACUGUGUAGGCGGAGCGUCAAAGAGGAUCUCCCUUUGUUGACACUGCUCUGUGCGGAUGAUAAAGUCCGGGAGAGUGGGCUAUCAAAAAAGGAGCUUGAAAGGCUCUGUGAUCCAGCUAAUUACACGGGGCUGUCCGUGGAAAUGGUUGAUCGUGUUUUGGCAAGUACCCACCCCUUUCAGUAA